Molecule: messenger RNA, 1540 nt
Organism: Alnus glutinosa
Lineage: Eukaryota; Viridiplantae; Streptophyta; Magnoliopsida; Fagales; Betulaceae
Product: ribosomal RNA small subunit methyltransferase, chloroplastic
Exons: 10
Coding region: 63-1115 (350 amino acids)
Biological process (GO): rRNA methylation
Cellular component (GO): mitochondrial matrix
Molecular function (GO): rRNA (adenine-N6,N6-)-dimethyltransferase activity
Source: RefSeq, a predicted model, not a curated record
GAUAGCGUUGUUGUACAUUGGCGAAAUCACUUUCUCAAAGUUUCACCAGGAGACUGACUACAAUGGGAAUGAAUCGAGUGACCACCGGACCUCUUCCCCUCCAAUCUCUACCGCCAAUACCCUCGACACGAACCCUCAAAGCUCCACUCCCGGCGCACAAUAGCACCGCCGGCGCACGAAGAAGAAAUAGUCCCAUCCCGCUAUACAUAGCUUGCGCGAAGAGAAGCCCAAGCCCAAGCGCAGACGAUUACCACGCCACUCUCAGAGCUCUCAACUCCAAAGGCCGCACCCCAAGAAAAUCCUUCGGCCAGCAUUAUAUGUUGAAUAACGAGAUCAAUGAGCAGCUCGCGAGUGCGGCCAGUGUAGAAGAUGGCGAUGUUGUGCUAGAAAUCGGGCCUGGGACGGGUUCUUUGACUAAUGUACUCAUCAAUGCCGGUGCUAUUGUUCUUGCCAUUGAAAAGGAUCCACACAUGGCCACUCUUGUGAGUGAAAGAUUUGCAGGCACAGACAGGUUUCAGGUUUUAAAAGAAGACUUCGUCAAAUGUCAUGUUCGGUCCCAUAUGUUGUCAUUGCUGGGAAGUAUAAAGUCAUUGGACCAUUCAAAAUCAAGAUAUGCAAAAGUAGUCUCCAAUAUACCCUUUAAUAUUAGCACAGAAGUAGUCAAACUACUCCUUCCAAUGGGUGACAUUUUCUCGGAAGUUGCUCUCUUACUCCAGGAGGAGACAGCAGUGCGAAUGGUGGAAUCAUCCUUGCGGACAUCAGAGUACCGACCCAUCAAUGUCUUUGUCAAUUUCUACUCAGAUCCUGAAUACAAGUUUAAGGUCCCAAGGACAAAUUUUUUCCCUCAGCCCAAUGUUGAUGCUGCUGUUGUUACAUUUAAGCUGAAGCAACCGGCGGAGUAUCCCCAAGUUUCUUCCACAAAGAGCUUCUUCUCAAUGGUCAAUUCUGCAUUCAACGGGAAACGUAAGAUGUUACGGAGGUCGCUUCAGCACAUAUGCACGUCCCUUGAGAUCGAAAAAGCUUUGGGAAAUGUUGGUCUUCCAAAUACCUCUAGACCAGAAGAGCUUACCUUAGAUGAUUUUGUGAAUCUGCAUAACUUGAUUGUGAAAGUAUAGUGCUUCUAGUUUGAGGUUUCCAUGAACGGGAACUUAACGGCAAACGCCCACCAGUAGGCACGCACACAGAGCCUGAUCUACUACAUUGUUGGAAUUGCACCAGAUAUGAUUCAAAUAGUUAAGAAUGACAAAACCAUAUGAUUAACAUCCAUGUCUGAAAGUGAACAUCCAUGGCUGAAGGUGAAUCGGAGAUGGAAGUGGGCUGUGGGCAACUCUCCUUUGAGUCUUUGACUGGAAUUUUUUAUGGGCUGUAGCAGCAUACGUAUAGUGGAGACCCCAUUUUUGGGCCCAAAAAUCAAGUUCAUGCAAUGCAUAUGAUCAUAAUACUAUCAAGUAUCAAGAAGUAAUAUUACUCCUGUUUCAUCUAAGACUACUCUAUUGUAAAUAAGAAUGAAUAUUUGAUUCAGAAAGUUUGAAGAAUACCA